Penicillium macrosclerotiorum is the source of this 222-nucleotide messenger RNA. RefSeq lists its product as uncharacterized. NCBI's taxonomy places the organism in Eukaryota, Fungi, Ascomycota, Eurotiomycetes, Eurotiales, Aspergillaceae. The coding region runs from base 1 to 222 and encodes 73 amino acids. The record is from RefSeq and is a predicted model, not a curated record. The transcript has a single exon.
AUGCGCCUCACCGCUCGGGCCAGUCCUCCCUUUCCGGCGGACAUACUCGGCAUCCUUGGCGGUUUCUCGGUCCUAGGCAUUGCAGCUCGGACUCCGAUUGAGCUGGACGGAGAUGUACGCUGCCGCGCGCUCGUGUCGAUCCCUCCGCCGCCGUUCAUCCUCCCGUCCUCCCGACAGAUGAUAAUGUCGAUGAUAAUGGAUCCAGUGGAGUGGCACAGUUAA